ACGGUGGCGGUAAUGAACCAAUUUCAUUGCCUGCCAACAGCCAACAACCGUCAAAGAAGAAGAUGAUGACGUCAACAUCGCUGCAUAUCCAGUACUGAAGACUGUGAUUUCUGUUUUCACAGGUCACCGGUUUAUGAGCUUUGUGUGUGUGGUUUGGCGAACUGAAGAGUCCAACACCCGGUUGGACAACUGUUUAACCUGCUACUGGAUGGAGAACUACAGGGAUGAAGACUCUUCUACAGUCAAUGUCAACAAUGCCAAACAUCCUCUUAAAUCUCGAAGAGUUUUAUCAGCAACAGUCCAGCACCCUUUUCUGUUGUUGGUGUGUUUGGGGAUGUUAACUGUCGUGCUGGCUGCAAAAGUCGCUUACAUGGCUAUAAUGAUGUCCAAGCAGCAUGAAAAUAUCAACACCCUUACAACAGAAAAACGUCAACUGGUUGAUGAACAAAUGGCCAUGAAUAACCAGAUCAAGAUCCUGGCAGAAGAGAAACAGUCGAUCUGGAUGAGAGAACAAAUUGACAAAGAAAACGAGGAACUGAUCAAAGAUUUAAAGCAGCUGGAAAAAGAGUUAGAGGAAAUGGAACGAGAGAAAGAGAGACUGAAAAAAGACAUAGAUGUGAUGAGAAAAGACAAAGAGGAGCUGAGACGAGAGAGAGAUGAACUGAACCGAGAGAAAGAGGAGCGGAGGCGAGAUAGAGAGGAGCUGAACCGAGAGAAAGAGGAGCUGAGGCGAGACAGAGAGGAGCUGAACCGAGAGAAAGAGGAGCUGAAUCAAAAGAUAAUGAAGUAUAACAAAGACCGAGAGCAACUGACACUGGAGAAAGAGGAGGUGAGGCAGAAGACAGAGAAGCUAAACAAAGAGAAACAGGAGCUGAUCAAAGAGAAACAGAAAUUUAAUGAAGAAAUGGAGAAGUUGGAGAAGGACAAAGAGGAGCUGAGAAAAGAGCAAUUGGAGUUGAAAAAACAGCAAGAGGAGCUGAGAAAAGAAAUAGAGGCCUUGGAAAGAGAGCGAGAGGAGUUGUAUACAUCAAAGGAGAUGAGAAAUAUGAUAGAGGAGCUGAGAAAAAAGGAAAAUGAACUGAGAAAACUAAAAGAUGAGUUGAACAAAGAAAUAGACGAGCUUAUCAAUCAACAAGAUCAACUCAGAAGAGAGAAACAGGAGCUGAGCGAAGAGACAAAUGAGCUGAACAAAGCGACAGAUGAGCUGAGAACACAGACAGCAGAGCUGGACAAGCAGGUAGAGCUGAUGAACAAAGAGGAAGAGGAGCUGAGAGAAGCAAGAGAAAAGUUGAAAACAAUGGCAGAGAAGCUGAGGAGAAUGGAAGCUGAGCUGAGGAAAGAGGAAGAGGAGCUGAACAAAAGGGAAGCUGAGCUGAGGAAAGAGAAAGAGGAGCUGAGGGAAAGGGAAAAGGAGCUCAGAAAAACGAAAGAUGAGCUGACUAAAGAGAAAGAAGAGCUCAACAAAAAAAAGGAGGAGCUGGCCAAAGAGAGCGAAGAGAGGGACAAAGAGAAAGCGGCCCUGAUCAAAGUGGAACGGGAGCUGGAGAGGAAAAGAGAGGAGAUGAAGGAAAAAAGAGCGAAGCUGGACAGAGACAAAAUAGAGAGGGAUAAAGAGAAAGAGAAUCUGGUCUUAGCGAAACAUGAGGCAUUGAAUCGAUGCAGGGAGAUUGAUAUCCUAAAACAUCUCUACACUUUCAUCCUAAAGCAUAACAGUUUUCCAGUUGAAGAUUUCUGUCCUCUAUAUAUGAGACCAAAAUGUCGGGAUUGCCAGAUGGGAUGGCUUUACUUCAGAGAGCACUGCUACUUGUUUUAUGAAAUGAGUUUAUUUGGGUUUAACUGGUACGAUAGUCGACGGUACUGCCAGGAUAAUGCUGCAGACUUGGUGAUAAUUAAUGAUCUGGAAGAGCAGGAAUUUAUCGACCUUCUAGCCUCAUAUUACCAACCUUGGCAUGGAUACUGGAUAGGGUUACAACUUAAAGGAGGCAGAUGGCGCUGGGUUAAUGGACAACCGCUCACCACUAACUUCUUUACAAAGGAACAUACCUAUAUUUUGGGAGGAGCAAUGCAUUUGCCAGGAAAAAAACUUGAAGAGAGCUGGGUAGCAGCAGCUGAAGAGAUGCACAACAGAUUCAUCUGUGAGACUGAGAAGGUUAAUUGGCUUUCCUGAUUAACACCGUUCUAAAGUUUCAAUGAGGAAUACUCAACCGUUUCUUCAGUUUUUGGUAAAUCUCAUAAAUAAAAACAAUCUCAUCUGUU
This is a messenger RNA of Gambusia affinis (western mosquitofish), 2256 nucleotides long. RefSeq names its product golgin subfamily A member 6-like protein 6. The transcript has 8 exons. Gene Ontology annotation, molecular function: signaling receptor activity. The record is from RefSeq and is a predicted model, not a curated record. NCBI's taxonomy places the organism in Eukaryota, Metazoa, Chordata, Actinopteri, Cyprinodontiformes, Poeciliidae. The coding region runs from base 134 to 2167 and encodes 677 amino acids.